ACACAAAGGUUGCCCGCCGGUCACAGCAAGCCGGCCUUCCGCGCGCGCCACGGACCAUCCAUAACAACGUGGGAUGCACAUGUACGUGUACAGUACACAAAACACCAACACAGUGAGACUUCGAGUCGUGAACUUACUGACUCAGCUUAACCCUGUCUGAAAAAUAAGAUUGACGGUAGCAUAUGUUAGUCAUCUUGACUCUGCUCUCAGCAGGAAGAUCCUAUUUCUUGAUUUUAUAGGCAAGGAUCCGAGUAUAUAAGGCCAGCACGAUGGGAGACAGCAGAAAAGCUAACUACGAGUACGAAAUGGCGCCGACAACCGACCCGGAGAAGGCCGACUUGGAGAAAGGCAAUGUCCCGGAGAAACCCGGGCAAAUGCAGGAGGAGGCGUCCAGCGAAUGGACCGGCCUCGGCAAGGAAGAGUUGCUGAAAGUGGCCAACACACCAGCAUGGAAUUGGACCCGCAAUAUCCUCCUGAUUCUUUUCUGGGUCGCUUGGUUGGCAAUGCUGAUCGCAGCCAUCGUGAUUGUAGUCAAAGUACCGCGCUGUCCGGAUGUCGCAUGGUGGGAAAAGAACGCCGUCUACCAAAUCUUCCCGCGUUCAUUCCGCGACUCAAAUGGGGAUGGUGUUGGAGAUAUCAAAGGGAUUAUCCAAAACUUGGACUACCUGGAUAGCAUUGGCAUCAAAAUUCUGUACUUAAACUCCAUCUUUGAGCAGUCCAACGAGACCACAGACAUUGGCUAUGACAUUGUCAACUUCACUAAUGUGGACCCCUUGCUUGGUAACCUGACCCAAUUUGACGAGUUGGUCGUUGCUUUGCUGGAAAAAGAGAUGAAGCUGAUUCUGGAGUUUGUUCCCAACCACUCCAGUGACAAGCACCCCUGGUUUGUAGAGAGCAAGAAGGGACGGGACAACAAGUACAGUGACUACUAUGUCUGGGCCAAUGGGACAGGAGGCACUGGCCAAGACCCACCAAAUAAUUGGCAAAAUGCCUAUGGGGAGUCAGCUUGGACAUAUGUGGCUGAGCGAGGCCAGUUCUAUUACCAUCGGUUCUUAUCUUCCCAGCCGGAUCUGAAUUACUACAGUGAAGCAUUGAACAAGACAAUGCUCGAUGCUAUGGAUUUCUGGCUGAACCGCAAGAUUGAUGGCUUUGUGUUCACCAACGUGGAGUAUGUGGUGGAGCCACAAUUAUAUAAAAAUGUUCUUGUUGCAGGGGACAGUACGAGACGUCGUAGACAAGCUGACCCAACUGCAACGUCUGGAGUGGAGACGCCUGCUGCAGCGACACCCGCUGCGCCUGCUGCACCGACACCCGCUGCACCUGCUGCAGCAACACCCGCUGCACCUGCCGCUGUGACAUCUACAUCAGGAGCAGCAGCUGGUCCUAUGAUGACCACAGGGGCAGCAGGUGGGGAGCCUGUUGGACAGCCAGCCGACCAACCCACUCCAGCUCCGGAACCAGAGCCUGCUUCCCAGACACCUGGCGGUGACUCUAAUCCAUAUUAUAGAAUGAGCGAGGAUGCCAUUGCAAGUGAGAUGUUGGUCAAAAUCUUGAAGGGCUGGCGUUCCUUGCUGCACACUCAGAGCUACUUGGGCAAGUACAGGCUGAUGGUGACCCAGUCUCAGUAUGAUGUGGACCUGGUAAUCAUGCAGUAUGGAAAGAAUGACUCCUAUCUGGCUGACUACCCCUUCAACUUGGGUCUUGUGGAGGUGUUGGAUGGCCGACUAGACGGGGAGAAGAUAAUGAAGGCUGUUGACGACUUCAUAGAAGCCAAGAAGAUGGCUGGCAUAGAGAGUCGUUGGAACACUUGGGCGCUUGGCAGCCACGAUAUCAAGCGUAUUGGAAGUCGGGUCGGUGAGACCUAUGUCCAGGCCUUGAAUAUGCUGCUCUACACCUUGCCAGGUACCCCAAUAACUUACUACGGUGAAGAGUUGGGAAUGGAAGACAUUGAAAUUGCUUCCUUCGAUGAUGUGGUUGACCCAGUUGCUCGAAGGUUCGAGAGCAAAUGGAUGGAGUUGUCUCGAGAUGCAGAGCGUGCUCCUCUACUAUGGAAUGACUCGGAGUUUGGCAAUUUCACCUCUGGAAACUCUACCUGGUUGCCAGUACUCAAUAGAAAUAUCAGUAUUGCGGUGCAACAGAAGGAUGAGGGGUCCACUCUGAAUCAGUUUAGCACCCUGGUAGAGUACCACUCUAAGCCAUCCAUUGUAGCAGGAAACUUUACUAAGGUGGUGACCUCAACCAGUCUCAUCUCGUACGUUCGCGCCUACCCAGAGUGGCCCUUCUACCUCGUGGCCAUGAAUGUUGGCACGGACAAGGUCAUGGAGAAUUUCCACACCGCCGACACCACCAAUGUCCCCGAGACGGGAACCAUUGUUGUCAGCAGCAGCGGCAAGGAAGGGGAAAUCUCCAUGGAUGGGCUGAAGCUGGAGCCUGGAGAAGCUCUCUUGGUGGAGUUCCCUGCAGCUUAAACCUGAGUUUGCUGCAGUCUCCACAAGUAAUCAGCGUUAAUAAUCUAAUCUGCUGGUUACUAGGUGAUGGUUUAGUUUAAAAGCAUAUUUUCUUUAACUGCAUGUAUAGCUUUAAGAGUUAGUACUUGGGUCAUGCUCUUGUCGGUGUCAGUAUUUUCAGCACAAAAAACUAAGAGAUUUGUUGAAAAGUCUAAUAUUUUUGAUGCGGCUAACUCCUUGAAGAGCCAAGUUUGUAAAACCUCUUCUUGGUUGGUAGAGUGGGGUGUUCCUCAAGAUCUUUGCCGUUCUAUGGUAAGCAUAAAGAGACAUUCAUUUUGAGUUCAUCUGCUAAUUAAAGUUCUGUUUCAUUCCGACAAAGGAUUUUUGUUUAGGUAUUUGGGUUUUUACUCUCUCAUGUUGACCGCAUUGAGGGAGGCAGUAGGGAAAAGAAAUACUUCUGGCCCACCUGUCUUUGAAAAAAUAACUUUUUUGAGAAAUGCAUUUCAUGAAAAUAUUGUCAACCACAAAACAUUUUUAAAAACCUCUGGAAGAUUCGACACGGUAUAAAGGUAAGUUCUGACAAUGUCACACACAAAAGAUGCAGCAUUCUCCUCUUUAGCUACAUGUAAUUAAGGGGAUGAGUUUUAUAGCUGCAACAUUGCAUUGAAACAGUUCGGAUAUGCCAGCGGCAAUUUGAAGUAUACAUGCACAUGCAUUUAUAAAUCAUGUGCCGUGUGCAAAGAUCUUGAAAGUCUCUGGCGAUUCAAAAUACUGUUCCAGAAAAAUUUUGCAGGUGAUUUCGCCACCGUUCAGUAUUUUUUGUUUGUUCCAUUAUUUGGUCAUAACAGUUGUUUGGUCUUAAGCUGGUGGUUAAUGUGAAGUUAUGGGAUCGUAAGCAACAGUUCGCAGUCACUUAUAAAAUGAAAAUAACUGGACCGACUUCAUCUCUCUGCCUGCUGCUCUUUAUUAUGUAACCCAAUUAAUGGUAAUGCUUGCACCUUAAUACAAAAUGUUGGGAUAACUUGUACUUCGAUAAUUGAAUAAGUACCUUUUCUUAACUCUACUCAUAGGAAUUGUUUCAUUGUAAUUCGUCAAUUCAUGUUAUUGCUAUAAGCCAAAAGGGUGCAUUCUGGAGGAAUGACAUCAUUGAAGGACAAUAGGUUGCUUGUCUUUAGGAAGACUAAAUUGUUGAAACAACCUCACCAACAGGUGAGAAAAAAUUGGAAGGGUGCUACAGGUACCUCGAGCUUACCUUCAUUUACACAGUCGUCACCUCCGUGAAUUCCAGAAACAACGCUCUUUCAAUAGAUUUACACUUUGCUGUGAUUAAUAAAGUCUGUACCCUGGACAUCA
Messenger RNA from Acanthaster planci (crown-of-thorns starfish), 3800 nucleotides. Its product is annotated as amino acid transporter heavy chain SLC3A1-like. The record is from RefSeq and is a predicted model, not a curated record. Lineage: Eukaryota; Metazoa; Echinodermata; Asteroidea; Valvatida; Acanthasteridae. Gene Ontology annotation, biological process: amino acid transport; carbohydrate metabolic process.